This is a messenger RNA of Vitis riparia (riverbank grape), 2046 nucleotides long. RefSeq names its product protein SHI RELATED SEQUENCE 1. Lineage: Eukaryota; Viridiplantae; Streptophyta; Magnoliopsida; Vitales; Vitaceae. The record is from RefSeq and is a predicted model, not a curated record. The coding region runs from base 689 to 1720 and encodes 343 amino acids. Gene Ontology annotation, biological process: positive regulation of DNA-templated transcription. Gene Ontology annotation, cellular component: nucleus. Gene Ontology annotation, molecular function: DNA binding; DNA-binding transcription factor activity. The transcript has 2 exons.
GUGGCCGAUGGUAGAGCGUUGGAUGAGGUGAGAUGUAAUGAGCGGUAGAUGAUUGGGGUUGAGAUUGAAGAUGGUGAGAUCGUGAGAUCCACGGGGAAGGCAAAGCAAGAGAGAGAGAGCGAGAGAGCGAGAGAGAGAGAGAAAGAGAGUGAAGAGGUUCUCCCUUCUUGUACAGACACAAGAGUCACUGCUCAGUGGUAAAAGACUGAGAGCAAAGAGAGAGAGUGGAGGGGGCUGUUGGGAAACUUAAAUUGGGGUUGCAGAGUUGUUGCUUUAGCCAUGGCGGCGUUGCAGAGCUGUAAUUCUAUGUCUUUAAUGCUUACAACACAGAGAAGGAAUUGAAGGCAACGCAGUUCAAACAAGUCCGACGUGUGUCCCUAAUUCAAAAGCUGCAAUAACCCCAACAAUAAGCAACUCUCCACUCACACUCUUUUCAGACUUAGAGAGGAGGAGGGUGGUAGACACUCCCACAGCAUACACUCGGAAACAACCACAAUUUCAGCAACACUGCUUCUCCCUCCCCAUACAUACCCAGAUACGCAAAACUGGAGAACUUAUCUAACCCGCAUACCCACAGGCAAAUCAUUCUCCACCCAUUUCGUAUUUGGGUUUGAAUCUUCAAGGCCGGAGCUUCUGCUAUGGAUUUUCUGUCUCAAUUGAGGUUUUGGCCUGGUUUCAAGGUGGAAAAAUGGCUGGGUUUUUCCCAUUAGGUGGAGGGAGAGGAAGCAACCAAGACAGCAACCCACCAAACGAAAUUCCUCCUGAAAGCUGUUUUUUUUACAGGAAUGAAGACAUCUCCUACAAGGGUUUCGAGCUAUGGCAACAUCAACCGCAAGAGCAACUCCAUCAACGCCACCAACAUCAUCCACAAGACCUUUAUUCAUCUGGGCCUAGCUUAGGCGUGGGAUCCAGUAGGAGCUCAAUAAACUUGUCUGAUGAUUCUUCGAGAUCGGCGUUUCUGAUGAUGAGACAAGCAGCAGGAGGAGGAGGAACAGGAGCAGGAGGAGGAGGAGGAGGAGGAGGAAUGAGUUGCCAAGAUUGUGGAAACCAAGCGAAGAAGGAUUGCAUUCACAUGCGGUGCAGGACAUGUUGUAAGAGCCGAGGGUUUCAGUGCCCAACCCAUAUCAAGAGCACUUGGGUUCCUGCUGCUAAAAGGCGAGAGAGGCAACAACAUCUCACUGUCAUUCAACAACAACAGCAGCAACAGCAGCAACAACACCAACAGCACCAACAACAACUGCAGCUCCGUGGAGAGAAUCCCAAAAGGCAGAGAGAGAAUCCAAGCUCUUCCGCUCUCGCCUGCACUCGUUUGCCCACCCACACGUCAGGGUUGGAAAUAGCAAAUUUUCCUUCAGAAGUGAACUCUCCCGCAGUGUUCCGCUGUGUUAGAGUUAGCUCCAUUGACGAGACUGACGAUCAGUACGCAUACCAGACGGCUGUCAACAUUGGAGGACAUGUGUUCAAGGGAAUUCUCUAUGAUCAUGGUCCGGAAGGUCAUUACGGUGGAGGCGAGAGUUCCUCCGCCGGUGGCGGAGGACUUCAACAGCUUAAUCUCAUUACUGGUGCCGCAGCAGCCGCCAGUACCUCCACUGCCACAGCCGCCACCACUGGUAGUGGCAGUGCCGGUGCAGCCGCCGCAUUUCUUGAUCCUUCUUUAUACCCAGCUCCCCUUAACACCUUCAUGGCUGGUACGCAAUUCUUCCCACACCCAAGACCUUGAACGUACACCACAUUCUGCUCUCUUUCUCUCUCUCAUUCUUUCUCUCUCUUUCAUCAACUUUCACUCUUUUAUCUGCAAGGCAAUAGUGCGAUUUUGUUCUAGUACAUUUUUAACACCCACCCAUUCAACUAGGAACAAAGAAACAAAAACAAAGAGGAAAAACAAAAAUGGAGAACGAGAGGAAGAAAUGUGGAUGAUGUUUGUUUUUGUUCACAUUUCAAGGCUUAUUUAAUUAUUAUUAUUAUUAUUAUUAUUAUUAACCUUGAUUUUUUUUCUUUGUUUAUUUGGGUAUAAACCAGAUGGCAUGUAGUGUCUCUUUUGUCGUA